Molecule: messenger RNA, 2787 nt
Organism: Chaetomium globosum CBS 148.51
Lineage: Eukaryota; Fungi; Ascomycota; Sordariomycetes; Sordariales; Chaetomiaceae
Exons: 2
Coding region: 1-2787 (928 amino acids)
Source: RefSeq, a predicted model, not a curated record
AUGUCGUCUUCGACUUAUACCUUCUAUCCGCCCGGGCCCGACACCGAGCAACAACCCCGCAAUACCUCACCACAACUUCCCCAAUACCUCAACCCCUUCUCACCACAGCUCGAUAGCACCUCAUCUUCUCCAGGGUUAAAUGCCCACACCCCCGCCGACUCGGUAUCCACCCUUAGCGUCCACUACCAGUCGAGCGAGUUCACAGAGGCAGACGAUCCAUUCUUCGGCGUUAGCUUCGACCCUCUUACCAGUGCCUCGCCAUCUUUCCUUGACGACGAGAUCCUAACCUUUAAUGACAACGGCCCACUUGCGGACGGCCUCGGUGUUCAAGUUGCGCCCGCCAGCACGCAGCAUGCGCGCCCAGCCGUGCCCUACUUGCCCCUGAGCCCCGACAAGAGCCCUUCGUUACCUGGGGGUUCACCGAACGGGCAGUUCAAGGACGACGCGACCACGCGUGGCAUGUUUCCAGCCUUUACCCGGACUUCGAUCGCGCCACAAGACUUGUCGCUCGCGCACCAAUCCUCUCAUGGGCAAGACGGCAAUCUCUCCGGUUUCCAGCUAACGCCGAAGACCAGCGACAGCACCAAAUCGAGCGACGACGGCGCUGCCCCAACUACCGUCAUGCGGAGUCCUCGUGUUACAGUAUCCCAUUGGGAUCGGGACUAUUUCGGAGUAUCCCAUGCGCCGAACACCAACCAACCACAGGGUGACGGCACUCCCGCCCUCGCGACAGACCGCGAUGGCACCGGCCGGUGGAUCCCCAACCAAGCCACUGGGCAAGGCGGCUUGGAUCCUACGGCCCGCUCCACCACUCAGGUCGAAAGUGUCAACGACCUGGCCGCCCAGCGAGAUCUAGACGAGCGCAAUCAGGAGGUCAAUGAGUGGUUGAAAAGGUCACGUUCCCAUUCCACCCCCCAUCGCGGGGAGCAAUCGAUGGUUGCGCAAAAUGCACCAAAUGUGCCAAAUCAUGAUGGCGAGGACGACAACAUACCCCAACGAGAGAUUUCCACGGGCGAUAGGACAGAGAAUAAACAAGUGCCUGGCCAAACAUACUAUGUCGAAACCGGAGGCGCACUCACACUCACCCACCAGGAUUUGGAGAUCAUGCGCCAAGGCCAUGUAUGGGAAGAUGCGCCCUCUCCCUUCUCCAUUUCCCAGUCAAACUCGACACCAUAUCAGCCGGAAAGCUCUCAGGCCGCCAUCGAGAAAUAUCAGCGAAUGUGCCGGGACAACGAUUCCAUCGUGUCGAGAGCUGCCACUUGGGGAACCCGACGGCUCAGCUUGCCCAGCAUCAUGGAUGCUGAAGUCCAAGUGGCCGGCAACCUCUUCAAAAAGCUAUCGCUUAGCCGGGGGGAUACGCGAAGGCCAAGUAUUCUCCAGAAUAUCCGCGGCCUCGUAAGGAAGCCGAGCAUCAACUCGGGCAAACGCAAUCGCCCUGACCCCGACGACGCAAGCUCCUUCGUGACAGUGUCUUCCAUAGAGAAGAAGGAAAACCAGGCCAAGCUCGCACCCCCAAGUCCAAAGCCGGGAUGGUCCAGGAAACAGAGCGUGCCGAGCAUCAACACCGCGUUCUUGGAUGUUGGAAACAGGAUCGCUUCUCUUGGCACCACUCAUUCCCGAGCAAGCUCCGUCAGCGCAACGCCCAUCACCUCGCCCAAGAGCCCGAGCGGCCGUAACUUGAGCGUGAAGAAGCCACUGAACCGCCUUCGGAGCAAGUCGGAGACAUCCGGCAUCGUCGACUUGUGGAAGAGGAGUGGCGGGCCGCCCGUGCCCAACACCAAGGCGAAUGCUCCCGAAGCUGACGAUGACGAUGAUGAUGAGGACGAUUUGUACGAAGACGGAGAUAUGCAGGACGAGUCGAACAAGCUUAUGGACGGUAUUACACCUAACCUGGCGGGCUUCCAGCAGCAUGUGCUGAAGCUAAACCCUCUCUUGGCCGAUUCCAACAACUACUUGGUUGAGCGCAUCGUCCACCAGCAGUGCCACCGGUAUAAGAACCUCUUGAACCUCAGGGUGAAGCACCUCCAGGCAGUCGCUGCCAGGAACUGCUCUUGUGGCUCCAUGUGUGUCGCUAUGGGCGGUAGCGCCAAUAUAUUGGAUUCCAAGGGCGGGGAACGCGGCCUCGACCCUCUAUCUGCAAGAUACGACGGCUCGGAUGAUCAACGCCACUCCUUCGGUUCACAAUCCGCAAUGGCCCACGUCCCAAUGCCCCGCCAGCCCGGCCCCAUGGCCUAUUCACAACAGACCCCGCCGCUGGGGAUGUACCCCAUCGCACCUCCUUCGCAAGGGUACUCGACGGCGAACCUCUAUAGCCCCAACUUUGACGGCCUCGCCCAUGGCAUGGCCCAGGCGCAGAUCAACAUGUCACCUAUGACACACCAUCAUCAGCACCAGAACCAACUCUACAACCAGCACCAGCAUCCGCAACAGCACCACGGCUUCCAGAGCCUCAACUCGCAGGCCGCCUUCCCGAACAUACCUGUCACGUCAUCUGCGGGGGCGUACAUGUCGGCGCCUCAGGCGAAUCCCAACUACAUGGCGAUGGCGUCGGAACUCGAACCCUUUCCGGCGCUAGAUAUGAAUGUGCUGGGGCUAGGGUUGCAAGAUCCGACUGGUGCGGCGGGACAGAUGCCGUAUGGUGCCGGUGGCAGUGGGCUGGUUGAUCUCAACAUGGGGCUCGCGAUUGAACAGCAGCAUCAUCACCCACAGCAGCAGUUCACUCCACAUGGAUCGGUAUCACCUUUCGUAAGGUCGCCAAACGCGCAACAGGGUGGCUUUUAUCCCUGA